Messenger RNA from Prunus armeniaca (apricot), 294 nucleotides. The record is from the annotation of a GenBank genome assembly. Lineage: Eukaryota; Viridiplantae; Streptophyta; Magnoliopsida; Rosales; Rosaceae.
AUGGCAGACAACAAAGAAUUCUUCCCACCCCAGUACGACGUGAACGCCAAAUGGGACGCGUGUCUCGAUCUGACGGUCCGGCGCUUCGUCUACUCUUCCUUGGGCGGUGCCUUUGGUGGUCUCCUUUUGUUCAGGAGUCCUGUGAGUCGCUGGGCUUCUGUAGCUUUUGGCGCUGGAUUGGGCAUUGGAUCCGCAUACACGGAGUGCUCUCGUUUAUUUGAGGGAUCUCCAGCGAAGUUGGCUGCUCCUAAGAUUAUUGAGACUCCUGCUCCUCAGGAAUCUGUUGCAGUAUAG